UUACAUUGAAUAUUCACCGUCUCAGAGUCCAGUUGCUGAUCUGUGGUGUGAGGUUGUGUGGGUCCAUCAGAGUGGAGUGUGUGUGUGGGACUGAAGGACUGGGUUCUACUGCUGUUCUCUGGACUAAAUGAAAAUGCUGCUGAUCUGUGGAGUUCUGCUGAUGUUCACAGGAUCUGCUGUGGGUCUGAUUACAGUAGAUGAUCAGUGCAGAUCUGAUCAGAGCUGUGUGUUUUAUGGAGCUGUGGGACGCCGGCUGGACCUGCAGCUUCCUAAAGAGGAGCAUUUACAAUUAAAGAAGAUCAUCAGUGGAACUACUUCUGAUGUUGUUUUCAUAUAUAGAAACAAAAAAAUCAGAAUAAACUAUCUAGAUCAACGAUGGGAGUUUAAUAAUAAAACCAAAACCAUGAUAAUAACCAGAGCAGAGAAAGAAGAUUCAGGAAGAUACGAAUUAGAGACCUUUAAUUCAUCUGGGAGAAGCACAGGCAGAUUCUAUCUCCAUCUGAUUAUAGAAGCCGGGGUGUCGUCAGUGAAAAUGACAAACAGCUGUUUCUCCAUUACGGAGAGAAAAGUUCACUGUUGGUCUGAUGGAGAUCAGAUUCAGUUCAGCUGGACUCUGGAUGGAAUUCCUCAUAAUCAGAAUCUGACUGAUGGGAAUCGGACUCUCCUGCUGGAUGAAAGAUCUACUGGAAACUUCACCUGCACUGUAAAGAAUCACGUCAGCAGCGGAUCUGCUACUGUUAUAAUAGAGCCCUGUCCUGAGACUACGACUGCGGCCUCAACUACGAGUGCAAUGACCACUACGACCCCACCUCCUUUCAAUGACUUACUUCUGAUCAUGCUGGGCUUGUUUGCUGUAUUGCUCAUCGUGGUUGCCGUCAUAGUGUGCCAUAUUUACAGGAAGAAACAAGCUCCAAAGACCACAGGAUCACCUCAGAAUGGGGAGGAACUGCUGUAUGUUCAGGUCAAUCAUAAACCCAAACCCAAAGACGGGGAGGAAGGAACCAGCAGACCAGCUCGAGUUCAGGAGGAGGAAGUGGAGUACGCCUCGGCCGUCAGGCAGCCCAAGCAGAAGAAGAAGAAGAAGAAGGAGCCGAAGGAGGAGGAAGUUCAGUACGGAGAGGUGGUCUUCAAAACCCCCGCCAAAAAGCAGCGAGAGCAGCCCGAGGAGGAGUGCGUUUACUCGCAGGUUCAGCACAAGCGGUGAGGACCACCCGCCAGCGCUAGCGCUCGGUUUACCGUCAAUCUGAGAAACUCAUGAUCAGAAAACUGAUUAUGUUAGUGGUGAAUGUUUAUGGGUGCUUCUUAACAUGUUACUGUUUUAUUUAUACAUUAUUAUACCAUUAAUUAUAAAGCUAUGUAAGAAAUGUACAUUUUAUGUUUGAUAAGAAACAUAAAAAGGGUAUUUUUUUUUAUUAAUGUGUAAUAAACCCUUAACUAAGUAUCAAUAACACAUUAACUACAUAUCAGUGCAUUAGCAGUAGUUUUAGCUUCAUGAGUGAGGCUAAAUACAUUAAUCAAAUCUUAACCCAGUCUUACCCAAAGCCUAAUUCUAAUUCUAAUCCUGGCCCUAGCCCUAAUUUUAACCUCAACUCAGAACCUGAUUCUAACCUCAACCUCAACUCAAAACCUAAAACCAAACAUCAUUCUAGUCCAAGUCAUAACAUUACCUUCAAUUAAAACAUGAUCCUAAACUCAAUCUUAACCCUUAAUUCUAACUUUAUCAAUAACCUUAAUCACAAACUUAAUCCUAACCAUCAUCCUAUCCCUGAUUCUAAUAUUACCAUCAAUUACAACAUAGUCCUAAACUCAACCUAAACCCAAAUUUUGAACUUAAACUUAAACUCAAUCCUAAACCUAAUCCUAACCAUCAUUCUAUCCCUGAUUCUAACAUUAAAUCAAUUACCCUCAAUUAAAAAAUAGUCCUACAGUGUUACUUAAUUGAUUCUAAAUAAAAUUAUUCUAGGUGCCACAAAAAAACCCAAUUUUAAUCCGUUUUAUACAUCACAACUGAUAUGAAAGACAAGAUAAAUAAAAAAUAUAUUGUUCAAAAAGAGAAAUUAUGUACAGACAAACAAUGAAAUAUAUAGGAGGCAUCCUGUAUAUGCAGAAUUAAAUGUGUUUAGAAGUUAGAGAGUUAGAGAGUUAAAAGUGUAGAGUUGUAUCUUGCAGUUUUGUGAGAGAAUAAUGAGGAUGUGGUUUUAGAUGUUGGGUAAAAAAAAAAAUGCGGAUGUACAAAUUUCAAAGGUGUCUUGCAGUCCAGUGUUGCGCAAAAGGCAGAAAAAUAGUGACUAGAUAAAAAAAACCUUACAUAAAUAUGUAAAUAUAGAGGAUAAAUGAAAUAUUAUGUAAUUCUUUUAUCACUAAAUGUUGUACAGCACUGAUAAUAAACUUAUUAUUAAUAUCCAAUAGCUAUUUAUAUUCAUUUUUCAACUAAAGUAUUUGUGUAUAUUUGCAUUUUAUAAUAAUAUUAAAAAAGCAGUUUGUGUUUUGCUGUGUAGCUUUUAAUCUGUAAUUUUAAUUUUAUAUACAGAGUGAUUACUAAAUAAUUUUAAAUGUACAUAUAAGUUCUGCAUUAUGAAUUUGAGUUAUGUUUUGUUAAUGAAUGUUAAUGAAUUGGCCACUUUAGAAUACAUGUGUAGUUACACAUGAAUAACACAUGUAAUAACCAUGUAACUAUAAGUAAUAAGCAGAGUAUUAGCAUGUAUAAAUGUAUUACAGUGAUGCAGCUUCUUUAAAUACGUGUGUAUCAACCUCAGUUUUGAAUUGACUUUGUGUAAUUGUACAAAUGUAUUUUGCUCAUUUUAAAAGCUUAAUUUAUUUAAUGUGCUUAUAAAUGUGCAAUAAAGUAAAGAUAGUUACAGAUAAAUGACCUUUUACUUAGAAUCCUACAUAUAUACAUACAUUAGCACAUUUAUACAUGUAGUAACAAUGUAAUUAUUAGUUAUAACAAAAGCAUACAUGUAAUUAUAUGUAUUAGUAUGCAACUGUGAUGCAUCAACCAUCAAACCACCAAACUGAACUGCUUGAAUUUUUGCACCAGGAGUAAAGCAGCAUAAAGUUAUCCAAAAGCAGUGUGUAAGACUGGUGGAGGAGAACAUGAUGCCAAGAUGCAUGAAAAAAAACUGUGAUAAAGAACCAACCAGGGUUAUUCCACCAAAAAUUGAUUAUUUCUGGACUCUUAAAACUUUAUGAAUAUGAACUUGUUUUUUGUUGUUCUACAAUGUUCUACUUUUUUUAUAUUUCCGUCACACUGCACGUGCUAUUGUGAGCUGCUUACUGGUGGUCACAGCUGUUGCCAUUCUACACACUCGUUCUCAUUAAAUACUCAUUGUUCCUUUAAAUUAAAUGAAAAUAAUAAGUUAAAACCUUUAUUAAACAAAGAAAAAACGUUAAAAUGCCAUUAAGGGAGUACCAGCCAAAUAAAGGCCUAAUGUGGGCCUGGCAUUAAUUAACAGUACUUUCCACAAAAUGCCUUAACUAUUCAUUAAUCAACACUAGUUAAGACAUUAUUAAUCAUUACUAAUUUUAAAAUCAAUAUAUUAAUUCAUUUCUAUUUUCAACAUUCUUAAAGUAGAACUCAUAAUAAAGAGUACUAACCUUUUCUACCUCUCCUGCAGCUUUCAGAGAUACAGUAAUUUAGUGUUUUUUUGCCCAGAACUCUUUACAGCAUAUUUUGCAUAUAUACUUUGGAGCAUAUUUUGCACCAAUAAAUCGCAUUUUUACACCGUUAUCCAGCUCAAAGUAGCGCCACACCUCAUUGUUAGAAUCCGGAGAGCUCUGACAUUUAAAACGAGGCAUUAAUAGCUUAAAAAGUGCACAAGAAGCUUAUUAAAAACCACUGUUUACAUCUGGUAGUGCGGCUAAAUCUCUGGGCGCCGCCAUCACUGUACUGAUAAUACUGUAACAUAGACAUAAAUACAUAGACUUUGCAUAGUCUGCCUUC
This is a messenger RNA of Astyanax mexicanus (Mexican tetra), 3943 nucleotides long. RefSeq lists its product as uncharacterized. The record is from RefSeq and is a predicted model, not a curated record. The coding region runs from base 128 to 1204 and encodes 358 amino acids. The transcript is spliced from 7 exons. NCBI's taxonomy places the organism in Eukaryota, Metazoa, Chordata, Actinopteri, Characiformes, Acestrorhamphidae.